Messenger RNA from Toxotes jaculatrix (banded archerfish), 4770 nucleotides. RefSeq names its product pleckstrin homology domain-containing family A member 5-like. The transcript is spliced from 26 exons. Gene Ontology annotation, molecular function: phosphatidylinositol-5-phosphate binding; protein binding; phosphatidylinositol-4-phosphate binding. Lineage: Eukaryota; Metazoa; Chordata; Actinopteri; Toxotidae. Bases 49 to 3639 code for a protein of 1196 amino acids. Gene Ontology annotation, cellular component: cytosol. The record is from RefSeq and is a predicted model, not a curated record.
CUGCCUGCGAGAGCGGAGCCGCGCGAUUGUCGUACAGUAUUGCCAGACAUGGCGGCGGAUCUACAACCCGAGUGGAUUUCUUGUCUCCCGUCUUCCUGGAGUUAUGGGGUUACUCGGGAUGGACGCGUCUUCUUCGUUAACGAAGAAGCCAAGAGUACAACCUGGCUGCAUCCAGUAAGUGGCGAGGCGGUAAUAACCGGGCACAGAAAAACUCCAGACCUACCCACAGGAUGGGAAGAAGGAUAUACUUUCGAGGGGGCACGGUGCUUUAUCAAUCACAAUGAGCGGAAGGUGACCUGCAAGCAUCCUGUCUCAGGCUUACCCUCACAAGACAACUGCAUCUUUGUCAUCAACGAACAAUCUGCCUCCAAAGUGCCAGCGAAUGAGAAGAAGGAACGAGCUCUAAACACCAUGAGUGAGGCCUCCAACUACACAGGCGGCUCGGACUAUGCCGCAAACCCCAGUAGCCCAGCAGGAAGACCCUCAAGACCUUCCAAAAAAGUCCACAAUUUUGGGAAGAGAUCCAACUCUAUCAGGAGGAAUCCUGGUGCCCCAGUAAUCAAGAGGAACUGGCUUUAUAAACAGGAUAGUACAGGGAUGAAGCUGUGGAAAAAGAGAUGGUUUGUGCUGUCUGACCUGUGCCUCUUCUACUACAGAGAUGAAAAAGAGGAGGGGAUACUUGGCAGCAUCCUCCUACCAAGCUUUCAUGUAUCUAUGCUGUCUGUGGAUGAUCACAUUAACAGAAAAUAUGCUUUCAAGGCGACACAUCCCAACAUGCGGACAUACUAUUUUUGCACAGACACGGCCAAAGAGAUGGAGUCUUGGAUGAAAGUAAUGACAGAUGCUGCACUUGUGCAUUCAGAGCCGGUUAAAAGGUUGGACCGGCUAAAAGUGGAGCAGUGUGGACCACAAGAGAUCAACCAUGUGGCUAACCACAAGCCACCACUCACACAGCCUGAAAUCCAGAACAACGAACGCAACCGUGAGGCUGAUCUUGAGCGCACUGCAGCUGCAGUCUCCUCCAGUAUGGCAGAAGAAGAGAGGAAGCAGCGAGAUGCCGAGCGCUACGGCUUCCAGAAGGACGGGGCAGAACGUGAACGUCCACUCACCAAGAUCAACAGCAUCAAACUGCUGCCCGCCCAGGCAGCAGCCGUCAAAGCUAACGUCACCUCGCCACAGACUCCAACUGAGGUGGAUGGGCCACACCGUAGCCCCCAGGUUAAUGGAUCUGGUGAACAGUGUCCAGCUGAUGGGACUAGAGUCCCUCCUCAGCGAAGUCCCACCCAUGAGCCAGACCGCAACCUAAGCAGGACCAGCUCCAUGCAGCAACUGGAGCAGUGGGUUCGCACACAAAGAGGACGUAACCAGGACGAUGACACCCGGAGCAUCACAUCAUACCAGACUCUGCCUAGAAACAUGCCAAGCCAUCGGGUACCCUAUAUGCCUCAUUAUGGAGAUGGCUACCGCAGUAUGCCCAGGAAUAGCAUCGCACAGCGGGACAGCAUCUGCAGUAUGUCGCCAUCAUUGUACGACCAAGCCCUGGGUCCCUCACCGAUGGACAAGCGACGCUCCAUGCGCGAUGACACCAUGUGGCAGUUGUAUGAAUGGCAGCAAAGGCAGGCCUACAGCAGGCAGCCAGGGCUCUACAGCAAUAUGGCCAGUCCCAAAACCAUGAUCAACCUGUCAGAGCAUGCCGCACCGAGCCACUCCAUCCCCCCCUCACCCUCCCACGGCUCCCUCUCCAUGUACGGCGGCUACUCUCCGAUGCGAUCCUACAACGUGAACAAUGCUCAUUCUGAGGUUUCCUCCCCCAUCUACAGAAGAGACAUGAGCAUUGACAGACGGCACAGGUCUCAACUCAACAAGUAUGCCUACCCACCUGAUAGAAGGUCUAUGCCUGCAGGGAUCCCAGUCCAGACUAUCACUGCCCAGUCUCUUCAAGGCAAAACAUUGAGUCCAGAAGACUACAGAGAACAUCCCUAUACAUGUAUGCCAGAAGAGUUGGACACUGAUACCAAACUUAGCAGGUUGUGUGAGCAGGAUAAAGUGGUGAGGACACAGGAGGACAAACUUCAGCAGCUCUACAGAGAGAAGCACACUCUGGAGACAGCGCUGCUGUCAGCCAGCCAGGAGAUAGAGAUGGGGUCUGAUAACCCGGCUGCCAUGCAGAGUGUCAUCCAGCAGAGAGACUUACUGCAGAGCGGCCUUCUCAGCACCUGCAGAGAGCUGUCCAGAGUCUCUGCUGAGUUGGAGCGGUCGUGGAGGGAAUAUGACAAGCUGGAAGGAGAUGUGACUCUGGCUAAAAACAACCUGCUGGAUCAGCUCGAAGCACUGGGAAGCCCUCAGACAGAGCCUCCCAGCCAGCAGCACGUCCGCAUCCAGAAAGAGCUGUGGAGGAUUCAGGAUGUGAUGGAGGCCCUCAAUAAACACAAAGCUCAGAGAAAUGCUGUUGAUGGGGUGGGUUUCUAUGGGUCCAAGACCAACUUCAGUAAGCACAAAAACGAGGAGGAGGACUCAGUACCCCCACGGCCACCCCUACCCCAGUCCUACGAGCCCAACCCCCCUACUGUGCCCUCUUUACCCUCUCAUGCUGGAGUGCGCCCUUCAUCACUCCACAGGCCGGAGGACAGGAAGGCCAAUCACAGGAACGGCACACACAGCGGUCCAGACUACAGGCUGUAUAAGAGUGAACCAGAGCUCACCACAGUAGCCGAAGUGGACGAGAGCAAUGGAGAGGACAGAAGUGAACAUCCGUCUGAUAGAGAACAUUCUGGAAACAAAGGGAUGUCCUAUCCUGUUGGCAUCGUCCCACCCAGAACCAAAUCUCCGGUGCCUGAGUCGUCCUCCAUAGCUUCAUAUGUCACUUUAAGGAAGAGCAAGAAGCCUGACCCUAGGACGGAGCGUCCACGCAGCGCAGUGGAGCAGCAGCUGUGCACUGUGGAGAGUGGUCGGCCCAGGAUGAGUGUGGAGGAGCAGCUGGAGAGGAUCCGUCGCCACCAGCAGGGUGCCCUGAGGGAGAAGAAGAAAGGUCUCAGCAUCCGGGGCAGCAACCAGGAGAACACACCCUCUCGCUUUCACUCACUCACUAAAGAAAACCGCAGCAUGCAGUCCCAAAUGAGACGCAGAGAUGAGGUGAUGAGCAGCGACAUUCAGGAGCUGGAGGCCUCUCUCAGGCAGCAGGAGGUGGUAAGGGAGCAGGAGACACCUGCUGAGGAGAUCGCCCGUCUCAAAGAAGCCUCGCAGGCUGACCACUUCAAUGUGGACCGAGAGCUUUCUGUGCCUGACAAAGUGCUGAUUCCUGAACGUUACAUAGAGUCAGACCCUGAGGAGGCUCUGAGCCCUGAGCAGGAGGCCGAUAAGCAGAGAAAAGUUGACCGCAUCAAAGCCCUCAUAGCAAAAAACAGCAUGCAAAAUGUGCUGCCUAGCAUUGCCCUGAGCCCAGAGGAGGAGACUGAAGAGGAGGUUAACGUGCAGGAGAAAGAGAAGAUGAUUAAUAUCUCCUACGAGCUGGCAGCGGAGGCCUCCAAACGCAGCAAGCUGGUAGCAGUGAAAAGCCUGUCGUCCUCUUCCCCACCCCUUCCACAGUCUCCUAACACACCCCCUCAGCUCACUGACGGGUCUCACUUCAUGUGUGUCUAGUAGCACCACACAGGCUCUGGCCUCAGUAAAAACCUACACAUGAAGGAAACAGCAGUAGAAGUUUAAAGAUACCCCUGAAGACUUUCCCAAGGACAUCAGCACAAAGCCACGGGCCAAAGAGAGUGAAACUGCCUACUCUGUCCUCUGGGGUCUUAACCUAUGACUUCUGUAUGCUCACUGUGACGUCUUAAGCUCCUAUGCCACCAACAUCACUUUCUCUGAGACAUUUCUCUGCAGUUGCUUUGAGACAGCUUUGAUACCGUUAUUGUUGCAGUUACGUUUUCAGUUUUUACAAGGCUUUUUAAGUUUAUUUUAUUAUUUAUAUGGUUUUAUCAGGUUUGUAUAUGGGCCAAUGUCUGUAUAUAAACGAGGAAAAUAGACUGAGCUCUGUUGUAAGCCUAAGGGCUUGUGAUUAAUUGCUUUUGGCCAUGCAACAUUUUCAAUUCACCUGUCCAAAAAGGUUACAAGACCAUGCUUUCACAUAAUUUUAUUUCACUGAAGCCUUUUAUAAUUCAUUCAAUUUGUUUUUCAGACAUUUUUCAUCAGCCAACCAUUCACAUUUAUCCAUUUAUUGUAAAGAACAUUUGUAGAUGCGAAAAAACAAGUAUGUAAGAAAUAUAGAUCCCUCCAUUAUAAUGAAAGGAGGAGCCACUUUAUUGCUGCAGACUAAGAUUAUUUGUAAUUUCUCCUGUUUCUGGUUUGUAAUUAUUUAAAAAUGGGAUCUUCUGCAGUCCCUGUCGCAUUGUUGCCGACACUUAUGUGAAUGUUCUGGCUUAAGUCCCUCGAUACUGUUUUUUUUUUAAUUGCUGAGAGAUAUAUUUAAACUGAGAAAUGGAAAAAAAAUCAGAUUUUGGUUCUAUUUUAUGAAAUGUUGGUUUGAUGUCCUGGAAUUAAAAACAAAGAAAAAAAAGAUUAGCACAUGUAAAAAGCAAUAAAAGUAAGAUGUUUGUGGAUCCAGGAUUAAUUUUUUUGUGUGUGUACAAAGUGUAAUUAUCAGAGGUUUACUGUGUAUAUAAUGUACAUGGUACAGGAGGAUGGGAGGAUGUAUCCAACAUAUGGUUACAUACUAGAUUUGAUUUGCAAAUGUUCAUAUCCCAUCUGUUUUAUAUCAUGUUAAAUAAAUGUUGCUAU